ACCAGACAAGAGGUUUAAAAAAAUCUUACAAAUAUGGCCAACUUGAUGGACCAGUACGAGUCUCACCAGUACCGCGGGAGCGGUCGGACGCAACGUCAGUCCAAGGAUUCCAUCCCGGAGCCGAUAUCCACGGGUUUCAUCAGCGCCCGUCUCGAGGACGAAGUCCCCAUCUUCAACAAGCGGAAGAUCCAGUUUAAACCGCGCGACCCCAUCACGCAUCUCAAGGUCAGUAACAACAUGCUGGUGCUGGCCAUGUCCAGUAACCUUCUCCUUCGGAUCGACCUUGAGAAUAAGGAGAACACGGACGAGGUGGAGAUCAGCCACUCGCUAGACAACCGGCCGACCAAGCUUCACCUGGACCCACUCGGACGCCACCUCCUCAUCUCCAUGUCCAAUCAGGAGACUCUAUAUCUCUCGCGGAACUCCAAGAAGCCGAAACCGCUGGUCAAGCUGAAGGGCUACGUGAUCGAGAGCGUGGGGUGGAACAACUACAACACCAGCGACAUGUCCACGGGUCCCAUCCUGUUCGGCACGUCCCGCGGGCUGAUAUUCGAGGGGGAGGUCGUUUCGGAGGACGAGAGCAAGUUCUUCGCGGGCGCGGCGGAUAAGUACUUCAAGCAGGUGUUCAGUCUGGGAAAGGAAAACCCGUCGCCCGUGAACAGUCUCCACUUCGACCGCAUGCCGCACAACUCCCAGUCGGAACAGAAGUACUUCAUCAUGGCGACCACUCCCGGACGCCUCUAUCAGUUCAUCGGAACCAUUCCCGUCACCAGCGACCCGCCCAUUUUCCAGCCCGUGUUUGCGAAUUACGAGGACAGCCCUGCGCGGUUCUUAGAGCUGCCGGGGAACUUUGGAUACAGCGAUCUCCAGUAUUACCACCCUAAGGGCAUCAAGUCUGCGCCCGAACAGUUCGCCUGGAUGACCGGCCCGGGGGUUUACUUCGGCAACUUCGACCUCAGUCCGCAACAGAACCAGGACGUAACCUCGGACAGCAAACUCAUCGCGUACCCGUCGGACAACAACACCUCCCAGAAUCCUCUCUCCAUCGUUCUGACGGAGUUCCACAUCUUGCUGGUGUUCCCGGACUGCGUGAAAGCCAUCUGUCACCUGAACGAACAGCUCAUCUUCGAAGACUUCCACCGUACGGGAACGUUCGGUAAACUUCUCGGCAUGAGCCAAGAUCCCAUCAAGGGUUCCAUCUGGUCCUUCUCGGACCAGGCCGUGUUCAAGUACAAAGUCGUACGGGAGUCCCGCGAUGUUUGGCAGAUGUACUUGGACCGUGGAGAGUACGAUCUGGCCCUGGCGUACUGCAAGGACAAUCCGGCCAACAGGGACAAGGUGCUGACCAAACACGCGGAACACUUCUUCCAGGAGAAGCAGUACGACAAGAGCGCCAUGCUGUAUGCACAGACACAGAACUCCUUCGAGGAGGUGGCGCUCAAGUUCAUCCAGAUGGACCAGCAGAAAGCCUUACAGACGUUCCUGUGGAAGAAGCUGAAUGGCCUGAAGCCUGCGGACAAGACCCAGACGACCAUGCUGGUGACCUGGCUGAUAGAGCUGUACCUGAACAGGCUGGGCGCACUCAAGGAACAGGGGCUACAGAACGACGGCAAAUACUACACACUGAGGGACGAGUUCAGGAAGUUUCUAGCUCACCAAAGAGUGAAGGACUGCCUGAGCUUCAACAAGAACACGGCGUACGACCUGAUCGCCAGCCACGGGAACAUCGAGGACCUGGUGUUCUUCGCCAUGCUGAUGCACGACUACGAGCGCGUCAUCAGUCACCACAUCCAGCACGACGACUACAAGGCCGCACUGGACGUCCUCACCAACAAGCAGGGCGACACCGAGCUGUACUACAAGUUCUCCCCAGUCCUGAUGCAGUACAUCCCCAAACAGACAGUGGACUCCUGGAUAGCCAAGGGGAGGAAACUGGACCCACAACGGCUCAUUCCUGCUCUGGUCAACUACGACCACACACAUGAUUCCAAGGCGAGUAGUGAAGCUAUCCGGUACCUGGAGUUCUGUGUACAUGACCUGAGUGUGCAGGACACGGCCAUCCACAACUACCUACUGUCUCUGUACGCCAAACUACAGCCUGAACAACUCAUCAAAUACCUCAGGAUACAGGGCCAGAACCCUGACAGCGUGCCCUAUGACCUGAAGUACGCCCUGCGCCUGUGUGCCGAGCACCAUCACAAGGAGGCGUGUGUGCACAUCUACCGUACCAUGGGUCUGUACGAGGAGGCUGUCGAACUGGCACUACAGGUUGAUGUGAACCUGGCCAAGGUGAAUGCUGACCUGCCAGAGGAUGAUGAGGAGCUGAGGAAGAAGCUGUGGCUGCGGAUCGCACGACACGUGGUGGAGGAGGAAAAGGACAUCAAGAAAGCCAUGGAGUUCCUGCAUGAGUGUGAUCUGUUGAAGAUUGAGGAUGUGCUGCCCUUCUUCCCUGACUUUGUCACCAUUGACCACUUCAAGGACGCCAUCUGUAUGUCCCUACAGGAGUAUAACCAACACAUCGAAGCACUCAAGGAAGAGAUGCAGGACGCCACGGAGAGCGCCAAGUCCAUCCGCUCGGACAUCCAGGAGAUGAGGAACAAGUACAGCGUGGUGAAGGCCCAGGGGAAGUGCUCGUCCUGCCGCUACCCCCUCCUCACGCGUGGUUUCUACCUGUUUCCAUGCCAACACGUCUUCCACUCCGACUGCCUGGUCACAGAGGUCACCCCCAACAUGACCUCUGCCAGGAGGAACAAAGUAGACAACCUGCUGAGAGAUAUCAACUCAGCACCUGCCACUCCGCAGGCCGCAGCCGCCACAGACGCAACCGCCGCCACGACGGCGAUGUCAAAGGGCGAGCAGCAGAAGAGCGAGCUGGACGACCUGAUCGCGUCGGAGUGCCCGUACUGCGGAGAGAUGAUGAUCAUGUCCAUCGACAAACCUUUCAUCGAACCUAAAGAGUUUGAUGAAGUCAUACAGAGCUGGCAGUAGUGGUGAAAUAAUCAAUUAGGCCACACCAAUUUAAUUUCUUGGUUAACGGAUUCG
Branchiostoma belcheri (Belcher's lancelet) is the source of this 3042-nucleotide messenger RNA. RefSeq names its product vacuolar protein sorting-associated protein 18 homolog. Gene Ontology annotation, biological process: organelle fusion; lysosome organization; intracellular protein transport. The record is from RefSeq and is a predicted model, not a curated record. Lineage: Eukaryota; Metazoa; Chordata; Leptocardii; Amphioxiformes; Branchiostomatidae. Gene Ontology annotation, cellular component: HOPS complex; endosome. Gene Ontology annotation, molecular function: protein-macromolecule adaptor activity; protein binding. The transcript is spliced from 10 exons. The coding region runs from base 34 to 2988 and encodes 984 amino acids.